AUGGAUCCGUAUCCUUAUGGAGGCUUUCCGAAUCCAGGAAACAACCAGUAUCUGAACACGCAGCCAUACCAUGGAGCAGUCCCUCCACCGAAUCCCUACCAAGCCUACCCCAAUCAGGUUGCGUAUCCCACUGCGCGACAUGGGGAAGACCCGAGGCAGUGGUCACAACCACUGCAUCCCACGCCCUUUCAGGUCCCAGGCAUGCCUGUCAGCGCCAACGCCGGCGGGCCACAAUGGCAGCCAACGUUGACCGAUAUCGAAGCUGACGGGCCGAGAGAGAAGAUCAGACGGACUCGAACAGCAUGCGAGGAAUGUCGCAAGCGUAAGCAGAGGUGCGAUGGCAGACGCCCAUGCCGGCAAUGCAUGGAGCAAAGGAUCGAAUGUCAGUAUCGCGAUCCACAGCCGCCCAAGAAACAGAGCGAAUUAGACCGAGCGAUUCAGCUUGCAGAAGAAAACAAUCUGAGCCUUGCGAUGGCGAACAACAACCUUGAUUCUGUGUACGCCGAAAUGGGGAGGGUCAACCGGCGUCUCGGGGUCGAGGUUGAAAGAAGAAGAGCAGGAACCCAGAUGGUGGACCAGGACGCCUUGUACCCAGCAAACGCACCGUAUAACAGUGUGCAGGGGAAUGUGCAAGACUACACGAGGCCGAGUGGUGGGCAACAGAGAACGGACGACAAUUCGAGUGCGAAUCGUUCAAAACGUCAACGACACCGAUAG
Messenger RNA from Zasmidium cellare ATCC 36951, 717 nucleotides. RefSeq lists its product as uncharacterized. Bases 1 to 717 code for a protein of 238 amino acids. Gene Ontology annotation, biological process: positive regulation of transcription by RNA polymerase II. The transcript is spliced from 4 exons. The record is from RefSeq and is a predicted model, not a curated record. NCBI's taxonomy places the organism in Eukaryota, Fungi, Ascomycota, Dothideomycetes, Mycosphaerellales, Mycosphaerellaceae. Gene Ontology annotation, cellular component: nucleus. Gene Ontology annotation, molecular function: sequence-specific DNA binding; zinc ion binding; DNA-binding transcription factor activity, RNA polymerase II-specific.